AUGAGCAUAAUUGAACCUUUUGUACUUGAAUCUAGCAAUGGUAGUAUUACUGUUGACGGAAUUAAUCAACUAGAAUGUUUUAUUCCCGAAUCACAUCGAUUCAAAGAAAAAUACGUGAAAAAUACUAUGGAAAGCAGCAAUUUAUCUAUCGGUGAACAAAUUGCAUACCAAUGGACGAAACCCGAAACAGGUGGGUUUUAUCAAAAUGAGGAAUUCGGUCUGUUAGGAAUGAAAUAUCAUCUAUGGAUCGAUGAACGUAUAGAAAUGGAUGACGAUGAAAAUUUUGACAAAGCUGAACUAGCUGAACUAUUCACGUCCAACAGUGCUAUUAGCAGUUUAAGUCAUACUCUUUUUCGCCAGAAUAAGAAAAUAGAACCUACUGAACAUAAUGGAAUAACUACUUCUAUUAUUCCGGCAAUAUUUGAUUGUUCUUCUGACGACGUUGACAUUAAGUGUCUCUUCUUUACUCGUAAUAAUAAAUAUGAUAUACAAUCGAUGCUCAAAUUGCAAGACUGGGAGAAUAUUUUAAGAAUCACACUAUCACAAUUAAUUAAUGAUGGUUAUGUUGGUGGUAAGGUUACGGUUUUACCCAGUGAUAAAUCGUUCGAAAUUCUGCUUAAGCUAGGUUUAGCGUUGGAGCCAAAGGUUUUGGAAGAAGAAUACAUAAAUCUGAAAUCAAUGAAACUAAGGGAGACUAUUUUAAACGAAAUUUAG
Molecule: messenger RNA, 714 nt
Organism: Debaryomyces hansenii CBS767
Lineage: Eukaryota; Fungi; Ascomycota; Pichiomycetes; Serinales; Debaryomycetaceae
Product: DEHA2A09702p
Exons: 1
Coding region: 1-714 (237 amino acids)
Source: RefSeq, a predicted model, not a curated record